AUGAAUAAAAGGAAUAAGAAACCUUCACUUAUAGCAUAAUUGUAUUUUGAUUUGAUUUAGGAGAUGGACAAUGUAUGAAUAAACAUAAAUUAGAGAGUAUAAUCGAUAAUGAUAUUGAUUAGUCGCAAAUACUUAAUUAAGAUGAUGCAUCAUUGUCAUAUAAUAUAAUAUAGCUCUUUAAGUCAAUUGAUUAGAUGCGUUAACAAUUGCAGUAAUAAUUGAACGAGCAUAUUAAGAAUGAUUACGAGACAGUUAUCUAAAAUUUAGAAGCCUCUGUUAGAAAGCACAUUAGAACAUAAUACUAACUGAAUCUUCAGAUUGAAUUACUAAAUAGUAAAAUAGAGGAACUCUUAAAAGAGAAAGAUGUUUAAGUGAGGCAAUUUGAGGAUAAAAUACACAAAUUGCAAUUGUAGUUGUAAGAGAAACAUACUGAAAGUGCAGGAAAUUUAUAAACUAAUUUUCUGAAUCAUUUUUCUCAAUUAGAUUUAAACACACAAAAGAAAACACCAUCAGCUUAUGAGAAGAUCAAUAAAUUGAUGUCGAACAAGUCUUAGUAGAAUAUACUUAGCACAAAUGGGUUUUUAAAUUAGGAUGAGCGUUCGCUUUCUUAAAGAAAAACGUCUUAUCCUUUGAGAAAAUCAAUAGAUACUAAACUACUACAAUAAGAUAACAAGAAACGAUAAAUUUGCUUUUAAAAAAGCAGGCUCUAGCAAUCUGCUAUUAAGUAGGAUUAUUCAUGUUCCCAAACAUAAAGAGAUGAAUAAGUCAGUGUUGAUCAGAGAAAGACUAAAAAGAUAAUAUUGUAACUCAAAGGGUCGAUCCCUCAGUACAGUAACAUUCACUUAACUAGAUCUGGUUUGCAAUUUUGA
Molecule: messenger RNA, 869 nt
Organism: Paramecium octaurelia
Lineage: Eukaryota; Ciliophora; Oligohymenophorea; Peniculida; Parameciidae
Source: the annotation of a GenBank genome assembly